Nestor notabilis (Kea) is the source of this 1979-nucleotide messenger RNA. RefSeq names its product retinol dehydrogenase 10 (all-trans) (gene RDH10). Lineage: Eukaryota; Metazoa; Chordata; Aves; Psittaciformes; Psittacidae. Gene Ontology annotation, molecular function: oxidoreductase activity, acting on the CH-OH group of donors, NAD or NADP as acceptor. The annotation marks the transcript as partial. The record is from RefSeq and is a predicted model, not a curated record. Gene Ontology annotation, cellular component: lipid droplet. The transcript has 5 exons.
UAGAUGGAGAGAAAGAUGCGCUGCCCCACUGCAACUUGCAGGUUUACACAUACACCUGUGAUGUGGGCAAAAGAGAGAAUGUCUACUCAACAGCUGAGAGGGUCCGCAAGGAGGUUGGCGAAGUGUCUGUCCUGGUUAACAAUGCUGGUGUGGUCUCUGGGCACCACCUUCUGGAGUGUCCUGAUGAGCUUAUUGAGAGGACCAUGAUGGUCAACUGCCAUGCACACUUCUGGACUACUAAAGCAUUCCUUCCCAAGAUGCUGGAAAUGAACCACGGACACAUUGUGACAGUUGCAAGUUCUUUGGGAUUGUUCAGCACUGCUGGAGUGGAGGAUUAUUGCGCCAGCAAAUUUGGAGCUGUAGGUUUCCAUGAAUCUUUGAGCCAUGAAUUGAAGGCUGCUGAAAAAGAUGGAAUCAAAACAACUUUAGUCUGCCCUUAUCUUGUAGAUACAGGAAUGUUUAGAGGGUGCAGGAUCAGAAAAGAAAUUGAGCCUUUCCUUCCACCCUUGAAACCAGAAUACUGUGUGAAGCAGGCUAUGAGAGCUAUCCUUACAGACCAGCCAAUGAUUUGCACACCUCGUCUCAUGUAUAUGGUCACCUUCAUGAAAAGUAUCCUGCCCUUUGAAGCAGUGGUAUGCAUGUACCGGUUUUUGGGAGCAGACAAGUGUAUGUACCCUUUCAUUGCUCAAAGGAAACAGGCUACAAACAACAAUGAAGCAAAAAAUGGAAUGUAACACUAUUUUGGAUGGACUAACAUUUAUAGGUGAAUACAAUAAUGUUACAUGACUGAAUUGCAAAGUGCACUUGCAUCUAACAGAUGCAAAUGUCAACAUCUUGCUGUGGCAUUCUCUUGGGUCCUAAACCUGUGUAUUGAACUCUAAAAAUCAAUGGGUUUUUUUAUAUACUGUAAAUAAAACUGACUAGAGUACUUGAUAGGUAAACAAAAUGAUUUUACAAUGUAGCUGCCACCACUGUCCUUUAGAAUAUCACUGUAUGUACAGUAAACUAGUCAUAAUACCUGUUGUAGGGAUGCACUGUGUGAUAUCUCUUCCUCAGCCUGCCAAGGCUUAUAAGAACUGUCUCCAACUAAAAGAUGCAAUGUUUCAGAAAUAGUUUGUCUUUCCCAGAGGGAAAUCUUGCCAUUUAAGCUAUUGCUUAUGACCUUUUAGUAAAUUCAAGGGCAGUUUCUGAAUGCAUCUCUUCACUUGUUCACCCAGGCUCUGAAGGACACAUGGCCCAAUUGUGGUGUAAUUCUCUUUUGUAUUAACUGUGUCUUCUAUUUAAAGAUAAAAAGAAAUUUGUAAAUCUCUGCUGAUUCAAAGGCAAGUGAAUGUCUUAAAUACUCUCAGAGCAAACUUGUACUGGGCAUCUGGUUUUCUAGGAAUGCAGUCAAUGAUUUAAACUGACUUUUUUCAAGUCACUUGAUUUGAAAUAUGCUCUGUUCUGUUUCCCUUUACAUGUCAGAGUCCAAUCUACUGUUAUGGGUUAUAUGUUUCUCUUCUUCCUCCUCAUUCUUUCUUUUGGCAGAGUUCUCUCACCCCCCUGAGGAAGCUGUUCUAUUCAAUUUCUGUAACUGGACUUGUGCCUAAAAGACAAAGCAACUCAGCCGAGAUACAAACUGUUUAUGUAAGUGCUGGUCAUAUGCCAAUUAUUAGCAAAGGAAAAAUAGAAUAACGCCUGAUGCAACUCUACAUGCAGAAUAUGGAAAGGUGUAAAGAUUUUUUUUGAGUUGUACUCACAUUGUAGAACAGCAAAUGACAUUUUUACAGUAUUUUUUGUAAAGCAAACAAUUUUGUGCCUUGAAUUUGGUAAUCUGUAUUAGUGAAGCAUUGUAAAAGUGAACUUCUACCUCUGUAUCUUAAUGUAUACCAUCCACUUGUAAACUACUAUUGGAGAAAUUGUGAUUACUUUUUUAGAAUGUCUUGUUAAAUAGUGACCAAUGCCUGUGGUUAUUAAAGUGAGCCACCUUUUCCUUAAAA